Molecule: messenger RNA, 6700 nt
Organism: Propithecus coquereli (Coquerel's sifaka)
Lineage: Eukaryota; Metazoa; Chordata; Mammalia; Primates; Indriidae
Gene: MICAL3
Product: microtubule associated monooxygenase, calponin and LIM domain containing 3
Exons: 32
Coding region: 120-6086 (1988 amino acids)
Molecular function (GO): protein binding; FAD binding
Source: RefSeq, a predicted model, not a curated record
GCCACGGGACGCCAGAGCCGCGGGGACACAACAGCAUGAGGCGGAGAUUAACGUGACAGUGUCAGGUGGAUCUACGGCCAUCCCACAGCCCCCUCUGUGGGGUGCUGAGGGCAGGCAGCAUGGAGGAGAGAAAGCAUGAGACGAUGAACCAAGCUCAUGUCCUCUUUGACCGAUUUGUCCAGGCCACUACCUGCAAGGGAACCCUCAAGGCCUUCCAAGAGCUCUGUGACCACCUGGAACUGAAGCCUAAGGACUACCGCUCCUUCUAUCACAAGCUCAAGUCCAAGCUUAACUACUGGAAAGCCAAAGCCCUCUGGGCAAAGUUGGACAAACGGGGCAGUCACAAAGACUACAAAAAGGGAAAAGCAUGCACUAACACCAAGUGUCUCAUCAUUGGAGCUGGCCCCUGUGGUCUCCGCACAGCCAUUGACUUAUCCUUACUGGGAGCCAAGGUGGUCGUUAUUGAGAAACGAGAUGCCUUCUCCCGCAACAAUGUCUUGCAUCUCUGGCCAUUCACCAUACAUGAUCUGCGAGGUCUGGGUGCCAAGAAGUUCUAUGGAAAGUUUUGUGCUGGAGCCAUUGACCAUAUUAGUAUCCGUCAGCUCCAGCUAAUACUGUUGAAAGUAGCCUUGAUCCUAGGCAUUGAAAUCCAUGUCAAUGUGGAGUUCCAAGGACUUGUACAGCCUCCUGAGGACCAAGAGAAUGAACGGAUAGGUUGGCGGGCACUGGUGCAUCCCAAAACUCAUCCUGUGUCAGAGUAUGAAUUUGAAGUGAUCAUCGGUGGGGAUGGCCGUAGGAACACCUUGGAAGGAUUUCGUCGGAAAGAAUUCCGUGGCAAACUGGCCAUCGCCAUCACAGCAAAUUUUAUUAACCGAAAUACAACAGCGGAAGCCAAAGUGGAAGAGAUCAGUGGUGUGGCUUUUAUAUUCAACCAAAAAUUUUUCCAGGAACUGAGGGAAGCGACAGGUAUUGACUUGGAGAACAUCGUCUACUACAAAGAUGACACGCACUAUUUCGUUAUGACAGCCAAAAAGCAGAGUUUACUGGACAAAGGGGUGAUACUGCAUGACUAUGCCGACACAGAGCUCUUGCUUUCCCGAGAGAAUGUGGACCAAGAGGCUCUACUCAACUACGCCAGGGAGGCGGCGGACUUCUCCACCCAGCAGCAGCUGCCAUCUCUGGAUUUUGCCAUCAAUCACUAUGGGCAGCCCGAUGUGGCCAUGUUUGACUUCACUUGUAUGUAUGCCUCCGAGAACGCCGCCCUGGUGCGGGAGCAGAAUGGACACCAGUUGUUAGUAGCUCUGGUUGGGGACAGCCUCCUAGAGCCUUUCUGGCCAAUGGGAACAGGAAUAGCUCGGGGCUUUCUAGCUGCUAUGGACUCUGCCUGGAUGGUACGAAGUUGGUCACUAGGAACAAAUCCCUUGGAAGUCCUGGCAGAGAGGGAAAGUAUUUAUAGGUUGCUGCCCCAGACCACCCCUGAGAAUGUGAGUAAAAACUUCAGCCAAUACAGCAUCGACCCUGUCACUAGGUAUCCCAAUAUUAACGUCAACUUCCUUCGGCCAAGCCAGGUGCGCCAUUUAUAUGAUACUGGAGAAACAAAAGAUAUUCAUCUGGAAAUGGAGAACUUGGUGAAUUCCCGAACUACCCCAAAGCUGACUCGCAAUGAGUCUGUAGCUCGUUCAAGCAAACUGCUGGGUUGGUGCCAGAGGCAGACGGAUGGCUAUGCAGGGGUAAAUGUGACAGAUCUCACCAUGUCCUGGAAAAGUGGGUUGGCCCUUUGUGCAAUUAUCCACAGAUACCGUCCUGAUCUGAUAGAUUUUGAUUCUUUGGAUGAGCAAAAUGUGGAAAAGAAUAACCAACUGGCCUUUGAUAUUGCUGAGAAGGAACUGGGCAUUUCUCCCAUCAUGACAGGCAAAGAAAUGGCCUCCGUGGGGGAGCCCGACAAGCUAUCCAUGGUGAUGUACCUGACCCAGUUCUACGAGAUGUUCAAGGACUCGCUCCCCUCCAGCGACACCUUGGACCUGAAUGCCGAGGAGAAAGCAGUCUUGAUAGCCAGCACCAAAUCCCCCAUCUCCUUCCUAAGCAAACUUGGGCAGACCAUCUCUCGGAAGCGCUCUCCCAAGGAUAAAAAGGAAAAGGACUUGGAUGGUGCUGGAAAGAGGAGAAAGACCAGUCAAUCAGAGGAGGAGGAGGCUCCCCGGGGCCACAGAGGAGAAAGACUGACACUGGUGAGCACUCUGACGGACAGGAGGAUGGAUAUUGCUGUUGGCAACCAGAACAAAGUGAAGUACAUGGCGACACAGCUGCUGGCCAAAUUUGAAGAGAACGCACCUGCGCAGUCCGCCGGCAUACGGAGACAGCCUACACAAGUGCGUGGGGCCAGCCGGCCGUCCUGCUGCCCGCCUGAGCAGGGUCGCCCUGCUCCCAACCCCCGGUGGAAACAGGGCUCCAUGAAGAAGGAGUUCCCGCAGAACUUGGGAGGCAGCGACACGUGCUAUUUCUGUCAGAAGCGGGUCUACGUGAUGGAGAGGCUGAGUGCUGAGGGCAAGUUCUUCCACCGGAGCUGCUUCAAGUGCGAGUACUGCGCUACCACCCUGCGCCUCUCGGCCUACGCCUAUGACAUCGAGGACGGUAAAUUCUACUGUAAACCACACUACUGUUACCGACUCUCUGGCCACGCACAGAGGAAGAGACCGGCGGUGGCUGCUCUGUCUGGAAAGGAGGCCAGAGGACCCCUGCAGGACGGCCCCACUGCAGAUGCAAAUGGACGGGCCAGCACCGCGGCCAGCUCGGCUGAGAGAACCCCAGGUUCGAGUGUGAAUGGCCUGGAGGAGCCCAGCAUCGCCAAGAGGCUGCGGGGCACCCCUGAGAGGAUCGAGCUGGAGAACUACCGCCUGUCGGUGAAGCAGGCCGAGGAGCUGGAGGAGGUGCCCGAGGAGACGCAGGCGGAGCACAACCUGAGCAGCGUGCUGGACAAGGGCACCGAGGAGGACGUCGCCAGCAGCAGUUCUGAGUCUGACAUGGAGGAGGAGGAGGAUGAAGAGGAGGAGGAGGAGGAGCUGCAGCUGCCCCCCUCUGACCUGGGCGGCGUCCCCUGGAAGGAGGCCGUGAGGAUCCACGCUCUUCUGAAAGGGAAAAGUGAAGAGGAGCUCGAGGCCUCCAAAAGCUUUGGGCCUAGGAAUGAAGAGGAGGAGGAGGAGGAGGAGGAGGAGGAAGAGUAUGAAGAAGAGGAGGAGGAAGAAUAUGACGAGGAGGAAGAGUCCAGUGAAGUCCCAUUGGAUGAAAACCACCUGGAGGAAGAUGUGGACUCGGAGCCAGCGGAGAUAGAAGGGGCGGCAGCGGAGGAUGGGGACCCGGGGGACACUGGUGCUGAGCUGGAUGAUGAUCAGCACUGGUCUGACGACAUCCCAUCCGACGCUGAGACGGAGCUCCGCUUGCAGCGCCGGGCCGAGGUGGAGGCAGAACUGGAGCUGAGGGUGUCAGAAGAUGAGGAGGAGAAACCACCCGCCUUGCCAAAGCGACAAGAGAGAGAUCCCUCCCAAGCUUCCAGCCCCAUCCGGCCCCCUCAGGAGCAAGCCCUUCUGCUCACCCCCGUCCACAGCCCUGUGGCAGAGGGGCCCCAAAUCCCACUUGUCCCUGUUACUACCAAGGUGAAAUCACCAGAGGAGCACCUUUUCCCUGAGCCUUCGCUCCCCAAAGAGAAGCCCAGAGCCGAAGCCCCCACUGAUCUGAACACUGCGCACUCUCCCAUCCGCUCUCAGCCGGUGGCUCUGCCGGAAGCCAGGACCCCUGCCUCGCCAGGGAGUCCGCAGCCUCUGUCGCCACUGGCCACCUCUGCACCCCGCUCCACGCUGCUCCCCAUCUGCUCCCAGCCUCAGCCGUCCUCUGAGGCCACCGUGCCAUCCCCUACCCUGUCCCCCGUACGCUUCCAGCCCGUUCCAGCCAAGACAUCAACCCCCCUCACCCCACUCCCCGUCAAGAGCCAAGUGGACACCAGGGACAAAUUGGGCAGCCCUCUCCCUGUGGACGAGGCCCUCAAACGGAACGACCUGGUGGAGGAGUUCUGGAUGAAGAGUGCCGAGAUCCGCCGCAGCCUUGGGCUCACGCCUGUGGAUCGCAGCAAGGGGCCCGAGCCCUGCUUCCCCUCGCCUGCCUUUAAGCCGGCGUCCCUGAAAGCCUAUUCAGUUGAAAAAUCCCCGCAGGAUGAGGGUCUCCAUCUUCUAAAACCUCCACCUGUUCCUCAGAGGCUGGGCCUGCCAAAGCCAGAGGGCGACCAGCCCCCCCUGCCGACUCCCAAGUCACCGUCUGACCGAGAACUAAGAAGCUCCCAGGAGGAGCGGAGGGACCUGUCCAGCAGCUCUGGCCUGGGCCUUCACGGGAGCUCCUCCAACAUGAAGACCCUGGGCAGCCAGAGCUUCAACACCUCGGACUCUGCCAUGCUCACUCCACCCUCCAGCCCGCCCCCGCCGCCGCCGCCCGGGGAGGAGCCCGCCACUCUGCGGAGGAGGCCCUGCGAGCACAAGGAAGCCCGGCCCAAGGCCUCGGUGGCCCCGCCGCCCCCGCCUGCCACGUUGGUGCGGGCCCCCCUGGAGCCUGCCCAGCCCCGCCGGGAGGAGGUGCGGAAGUCAUUCGUGGAGAGCGUGGACGAGAUCCCCUUCGCUGAUGAUGUGGAAGACACGUAUGAUGACAAGACUGAGGACUCGAGUGUGCAGGAGAAGUUCUUCACACCCCCGUCCUGCUGGCCGCGCCCUGCGAAGGCCCUCCACUUGCCCCUGGCCAAGGAGAACGGGAAGCUGCCUGCCCUGGAGGGCGCGCCCCAGCUGCAGAAGAGGGCACUGCCCUUGGUCUCUCCGGAGGCCAAGGAGCUGGCGGAGGAGCGCAUGCGAGCCCGGGAGAAGUCUGUGAAGAGCCAAGCACUGCGGGACGCCAUGGCCAAGCAGCUGAGCAGGAUGCAGGAGGUGCAGGUGGCAACCGAGGCCCCCAGGUCCCGAAAGGUGGCCUCAGCACCUUCCCAGGGCAAGGACCGUGGGGCCGAGUCCCCCCGCCGCCCCGAGGAGCCCACCUUGAAGCACGGAGCCCCCAGUGAGGAGGCCCUCUCCCCUCCAACGGACUCGGGAGGCCCAGACGGUUCUGUCACUUCAUCUGAGGGCUCCAGUGGGAAGAGCAAGAAGAGGUCAUCACUCUUCUCCCCCCGCAGAAACAAGAAAGAGAAGAAGCCCAAAGGCGAGGGCCGGCCCCUGGAGAAACCCAGCCCCAGCCUCCUAGAGGAAGCAGCCUCCAAGCCCAAGUCCCUGUGGAAGUCGGUCUUCUCCGGGUACAAGAAGGACAAGAAGAAGAAGGCCGAUGACAAGUCCUGCCCCAGCACUCCCUCCAGUGGCGCCACAGUGGACUCCGGCCGGCACAGGGUGGCCCCCAUCCUGAGGGCAGACCUGCAGCUCCGGCGCCAGCUGAGUUUCUCAGAGGACUCGGACCUCUCCAGCGACGACAUCCUCGAGAGGGCCUCCCAGAAGUCCAAGCGAGAGCCGAGGACCUACACAGAGGAGGAACUGAAUGCCAAGCUGACCCGGCGUGUGCAAAAGGCAGCUCGGAGACAGGCCAAGCAAGAGGAGCUUAAGCGGCUACAUCGAGCCCAGAUCAUCCAGCGGCAGCUGGAGCAGGUGGAGGAGAGGCAGCGGCAGCUGGAGGAGAGAGGGGUUGCCGUGGAGAAGGCGCUCCGCGGCGAAGCAGGCAUGGGCAAGAAGGAUGACCCCAAGCUGAUGCAGGAGUGGUUCCGGCUGGUGCAAGAAAAGAACGCCAUGGUGCGCUACGAGUCUGAGCUGAUGAUCUUUGCCCGGGAGCUGGAACUGGAAGACCGGCAGAGCCGACUGCAGCAGGAGCUCCGGGAGCGCAUGGCGGUGGAAGAUCACCUGAAGACCGAGGAGGAGUUGUCAGAGGAGAAGAAGAUCCUCAACGAGAUGCUGGAGGUGGUGGAGCAGAGAGACUCUCUGGUGGCGCUGCUGGAGGAGCAGCGGCUCCGGGAGAAAGAGGAGGACAAGGACCUGGAGGCCGCCAUGCUGUCCAAGGGCUUCAGCCUGAACUGGUCCUGAGCUCCCACCCACGCUCGCCAUCGGUCUGUUGGCAUCCGCCUGACCGGGCUGCGGUCUCCAAACCACCUGGAUCCGGGACCUGAGAAGGCCUGGCACCUCCAUGGGGUCCGCACUCAGAUGCCCGUGUGCCUCUUGAAAGGGGGGUCAAGUCUCGUGUGCUGCAGGGAACCCCAGGUGACGAGGACUGUCCAACGUGACCCCGCCUCCUCCGAAGAGACUUCCCGCUCGGAAGAGAGGAGCAUGUCGCGUAUGACGUAGGAGUGGGGGACCCCACACGCUCCCUGGGGACACGCCGGCUGGUGCCCCCUCUUUCCACAUUUGGUAAGAGAAGAAAGCUGCUCCCUGUCUGUCGGAACCACGGCCGCCGCCGAGUACACCUCCACGGCGCGGGAGGCAGCUGUCUUCGUGCUCCCUGAGCACCACCAAAGAAACGAAAAAUGCACCGCACGAAAGCAAGAUGUGACUCGAGACCUGGGAGGGGGCAGUGGCCGUUCGGAGCAGCGCCCACCCAGCAUCGCAUGGGACACCGAGUGGCGGGCAGGCUCUGGAACUUACCAUGCAAGUGAGAAGUUGGCAGAGGGCCUGCUCCCCUGCCCCGACCCCACACGCCAGAC